UUAAAGAUGAGAGACCGCAAGUGAACUUAUUUGUUUGCUCACUCCAGUAGUCGAUGAGUCAUUCAGUGCGUUCUGUGCUUUGCUCAGGUGCGGUGCAAAAACGAGCCGAGGAAAACAACAACAGCUGCGACACGUCGGUGGGGAGAUGGGUUCGGGAUCCGAGUGGCCCGGCGUACACGGCCGCGACGUGCCCGACGCUGCCGGCCUCCAAGAACUGCCACAAGUACGGCAAGGAUCCCGGCCACCUCUACUGGCGGUGGCGCCCCGACGGCGGCUGCGACGACCUGCCGCGCUCCUCGCCGGCGCGCUUCCUCGCCGCCGUCCGCGGCAAGCGCCUCGCCUUCAUCGGCGACUCGCUGGCGCGCAACCACAUGGAGUCCCUCCUCUGCCUCCUCUCCCAGGCGGAGGCGCCGACGAAGGUGUCCGCCGACGACGACGGUGUCCGGGAGUGGCGCUUCCCCGCGCACGGGUUCACGCUCAUGGCGAUCACGACGCGGUUCCUGGCGCGCGCCGAGGAGGUGCUCGGCGGCGACGGGAGGCCGACGGCGUCGUUCGACGUGCACCUCGACGCGCCGGACCCCGUCUGGGCGAGCCGCCGCCUGCGGGAGCUCGACUACGCCGUCUUCUCCACCGGCAACUGGUUCUUCCGCGUCAACUACUUCUCCGAGGGCGGUCGCCGCGUCGCUUGCAGCGGCUGCAGCGGCGACGCCGACGCCGGCGAGCUCGCCGACUUCGGCGUCGCGCACGCCGUCCGCCGCGUCGUCAGGGCGGCGCUCGAGGCCACCGCCCGGUGCGGCGACGGCGACUGCAAGCGCGGCCUCGUCGCGUUCGUGCGGACCUACACGCCGAGCCACUUCGAGCACGGCUCGUGGUUCGACGGCGGCUACUGCAAUCGGACGCGGCCACUGGAGGAAGACGAGGCGCCGAGCUGGGACCAGUCCAUCGGGUGGGAUGUGAGGAGAGCCCAUAUCGAGGAGGUGACGUCGGCGAGGAAGACGACGCCGGCGACGACGACGAGGUUCGAGGUGCUCGACGUGACGAAGGCGAUGAUGCUGCGCGCCGACGGCCACCCGGGGCGGCACUACGACAAGAGGUCGGCCGGCGGCGGCGCCAACGACUGCCUGCACUGGUGCAUCCCGGGGCCCAUCGACAUGUGGAACGACGUGCUCCUCCACAAGAUCGCCGAGACCGCCUCGCCGCCGGCGACGAAUCUCCGGUGAUGUCGGCGGUGAUUUGGUGACAAAUUUAGCAACAAUUGAUGCAAAAAUAAGUAGCGGAAAUUGAGUGGUCGUGAUGUAGUACUGUUGAGUGUAAGUUAAUUACCCGCGCUUUCUAUUGGAGAUGAACCAACCACCCACAACAUCACCUCCAUAAGGGACAAAUGUUUUCUAUCACUCAAGAAAAUAUCUACUCGUUUCCCAUCUAUCUAUCUAUCUAUUAUCUAUCUAUCUAUCUAUCUAUCUAUCUUCUAUUAUAUACUAAAAGUCCAUGAAACUUCCUAAAAAUACUCUCAAACCGCCACGUGGCUUCCUCAAAACCCUCCUAAAUCGCCACGUGGCAUUAUAUUAAAUAGACAAAAUUCCAACCAUUGAUUUUCACUUAAAAUAGGUGGACCCAUUAUUUUGAGCCAUUAAAUUUAAGCUAAUCCGUAUCCUCUCAUCUCCGAACACCGCGUACCUCCUCCCCGCAUGCAAGGCGUAGAUAGCUAGGUACGCAUCCACUCCUCUCCAUCUCCCCUUUUUUCUCCAAGGUUGUUAAGAUACAAAGCAUAAUUUAUUACAAUAAGUUAGAUAGAGGUAUGGAGCCUGCAGGAGCUCGCUGUGCACCAUGCAUGCUACCUAAAUUAUAGGAGUGAUCACAGUGAUACACUUGAACUACACAUUCAGUUUAUUAUACACUUGAACUACUGUUUUUUAAUCAAAUCAACGGUUUAAGACUCAUAUUAGUUAGCUAUAUUUUGGUGGUAAAGAAUUAUUACAUGUUGGGCUUUUUCAAUUUAUCACAUGCACGUAUCAUUUUCAUGAGUCCUCCCCAAAAUUGAAGGAAACCCUAAAAAUUUUCUUCAAUAUCAAGUCUAAUUUUUUAUUCAAAUCGGUGGAUCAAUUAUGAUACAAUAAGGCAAUAGUAACUAAUUAACUACAUACGUACUCUCUCAUCCUCCUCUCCUCUCUCAUUCAAUUAUUCAUUCUUCUAAUUUUUAACUAAUUAGCAACUUAAUAUAAAAACAAAAAAAAAUUAGAAAGCUAAAUGAUUAUAAUUCUUAAGUUAUAUCUGGUUUUUAAGUUCAACAAUAUAAAAGUAAAAUAUAUUACUUCACAAAUAUAAAUAUAUUUAGUAAAAUUAAGAUCUAUAUAUGAUAAAUAUCCACUCAAUGUUCUUUAAAACAUCUUCUAAAUAAUUCAAGAUCCAUAUUACCCAUAUUUCACUAUAAAUAAUACGUCAUUUGUAGACACCUAUGCGUGUCAACCAAAUAAAAAAAAUCAAACAAACUAUAUCACCUUAAAUCAUCGUACAUUCUCAAUAGAGCACUUACAUGUCACGUGUUACGUCUUAAAUUUAAAAAUAAAAUCUUAGAAAUUAUAGAAAAACACAUUUGACCACUGGUUAUGAAUUAAAUAUGUAUAUCCAUUAUUUUAAACCAUUAGAUCUAUUUUUUUAAAAAAAUCUUAAGCCGCUAGGGGUUACAUUUUAAUAAUUAAAAAAAUAUUAUUCAAAAUUUUAGGAACAAAACAAUAAAUCAUCGGUUUUCAUUUAAAUCAU
Messenger RNA from Oryza sativa Japonica Group (Japanese rice), 2760 nucleotides. Its product is annotated as xyloglucan O-acetyltransferase 3. The record is from RefSeq and is a predicted model, not a curated record. Lineage: Eukaryota; Viridiplantae; Streptophyta; Magnoliopsida; Poales; Poaceae. Gene Ontology annotation, cellular component: Golgi apparatus. Gene Ontology annotation, molecular function: O-acetyltransferase activity.